AUGGACGUUCCUCUUGGCUGGAACAAAGGAAAAAGCGUGACACUUGGCGCGACUGGAGUUAUUCUCGGUCUUGCUGGGUCGAUUUGCGCCUUCAUCGCCUUUCUCAGUCAGAGCUGGUUGAAUAUUCCAACGCAGAUAACUGAAGUCGAAGGAGCGGAACAAGGCGUAAGCGUUACGAAUUUACUAGAAUCGGAAGAGCGGCCGGAUGCAGGAAACUACGGUCUCUGGUUCGUCAAUAGCAGUCCCGACGUUCCGCUUUCUCUUUCAAAGCGAUUCUACAAUUGCAAUGCCAUUCCUUUCUCAGUUUGUAUGUAUACUCGCGCGGGAUUAUUCUCCUCUUGCGUCCUCAUCGUUCCCGCAAUGCUCCUCGCUCUCCUUGCCGCCGCCGUUUUAGUCAGCAGAGGUCAACUUCAAACAACUGGAACUCUCGCUCGCGCCUCUAGUGGUAUGUUUUUGCUUUCAUGCGUUGGUUGUACAGCUGGAAUGCUGACUUUCACGCUCCAGCAAAGUAUUUGCAUUUCCACUUGCCCUCCUGAACACGAAUACUAUCCGCUUGUCUCCAACAACGAAGCCACCCUUGGCUACGCAUUCUAUCUUGGCUGGAUCUCCUCCGGCCUGCUCCUUAUGGCCGCUUCCGCAUUAUUAGCCCUCUCUUGCGAAGCUCAGACGCAGAUUUCUCACUGUAACUCGGCCUUCAAUAUGGCCAUUGAAAAUCCAAUGAUGCGCGCUCAGCCACAAAUUGGCGAAAGUCAAAUGCUUACUGAAUACUCCGGCAAAGUCUAG
Molecule: messenger RNA, 783 nt
Organism: Oikopleura dioica
Lineage: Eukaryota; Metazoa; Chordata; Appendicularia; Copelata; Oikopleuridae
Source: the annotation of a GenBank genome assembly